AUCAAGAUCAUGUGACCUUUGUGUAACUAUGGCAACCCCGUCAGCCGAGGUGAAAAGGGUGCGGUUUUCCGUGGACGAUGACCCGAGAAACGACGAAGAUGCUGUGGAGGGGCAAUGGGACUUUUUGAAGUACCUGUUGACGUUACGCGAAGAAUUCAACGUCAGUAGCGUCGUGGACGCUUUGGUUCAGAAGGGGAUAAUAAGCGCGGACGCCGGAACUGACGUCAUGCGCCAGGGGAACUCCCGGGCUCAGAUAGAGCUGUGUGUUCAUGAAGUAAUGAAAGGCGGGGCACCAGCAUAUACGACGCUCUGUGAGACACUCCAAGAGCAGGGAUACAAUAACAUCGUCGAAGCGCUCAGGGGCGAAGGCAGUGUCGGUGCGCUCAUGCCCGAACUUUCGGAUGUUUCUGGAAACAUCACACCAAGGGUGUUGCAACAACAGCACUGGUCCCAGCGGGACUCUAUCGUGCCGGACGGCUUCAGUGUCAAGGGGAAGAAAAUGGCCCUGAGCGCCAUAUCACGUGAAGCCAAAGCCUCCCAACGAGAAUUCUCGAUAAUCGUCGAGAGGCAACAGGAACUGGAGAAACAGCUGGUCCAGGUGAUGAAAUCUCUGGACACCGCGAAGGACAUGCUUAUUCGCGAACGACAGGAAAAACUCAGUCUUAGAGAGCAACUGAAAAGCCGUGACGAGGAAUUGGUCGGAGUGCAGCGGAAAUAUCUGGAAUUGCAGAAGGCAAUGUCCAGUUUGCGUGAGACGAAUAAUAAGUACCACGAAAAAGUCACAAAGCUACAGAUAGAGAACGAGCAGCUGAGAAAAGGUGUCAGAGAAAGGAACGAUAUCGAGAACGAGUUGAAAGCUCGCAAUACGGAGAUCGUUAAGUUGAAAGAGGAACUUAGUGAACAAGAGGAGAAGAUGAAAACGCAGGAGGAGCAAAUAGUGAAAAAGCUCGCGAUGAUUGAACGUGUAGUGACUGAGCACAGGGGACUGAUCGACGGCCAGGAGAAGCUGACACAGAAGAUGUCGCUGCAGGCAAAUGAAAUAGAGCGGUUGUCGGAGGAGAAAGCGGAAGCCGCCCAUCAAAUGGCGGCUCAGCAGCGGCAGUUGAACUUUCAGCACGCGCAGAUUGUGAUGCUGCAGGAACAGAUGCAGCGGCUUGAGAGCAACUUUGGGGGCGCUUCCGGUGCGCUGGGAGGCACGUUUGGUGGCACUUCAUCGCGUGCAGAGAGCCUACCUCCGAUCUCACAUCCAAGCACGCCGGGGACGGACAGUCGCGGCAGCCGCUAUAUCGCCUCCCUAUCACGUGGUCUCAACUUGAACAAGCCUUUCAACACACAGGGGAAGCUGGAGAACUCGAAAAACUUGCUAUGGCGUGGGGAAUUGAACCCGAAGAAGGGAAAAUAGCAAGGCUGUGGGAAGUUAUAUUCAUUUCAUAUGAUAAAUCUUUACUCAACAUCAUUUUGUAAUCUUAUCACAAAUGAUUUCCUUUCAUCUUCACUGCUUCGAUUUUAAGUGAUAAUUUUCUUUUCACCGUCAUUGAAACUAAAUCAUGGUAUAGCAAUAGUUAUUCCUUUAUUCACCUAUCAUCAUUGGUGAUUGUUUUUAAGGCUGAGUCAUUGGUAUUAGUUUAAACCAAUCGAUACCGUUGCUCAAAAUGAAAUAAGGGAGGUAACUAGAACAUGGAUGGAAAAAUAGUAACAGGGAGGUAAUAUAAAGCGACUGUAACAACGUGAUUUUAUUACAAUGGGCAGCUUGAAAUCAUAAGAGACUGAUACAUACAUAUUUGGCUAGUUAUAAUCUUUCUUUUAUUACACAAACCAAACCAAACAUAAACUUAUGACAGUCCGGUUUUAAAAUCAAUACCAUGCGCAUCAUCCAUAUCAUUAAAUAGUGGUCGCAUGAUUGUUCUUCGAUUAAUUUACAAACCGCACAUUUGUUUAAAGCAUAUGAAAUUUACGCUUACACCGGCAUUUUCAAACGCGGCCGAAAUAUCUACAAGUAAGCUUCUGAUUAACGUUCAUGUCAAAUGUGAAAUACAUUUUUUCUUGAACGAUAAUUGUUUAAUCAUUGUAGUUAUUUUUUGCAAAAUAAAAAAAAAUGCUAUGUUACUA
Dreissena polymorpha is the source of this 2109-nucleotide messenger RNA. Its product is annotated as golgin subfamily A member 6-like protein 7. Bases 29 to 1402 code for a protein of 457 amino acids. The transcript has 4 exons. NCBI's taxonomy places the organism in Eukaryota, Metazoa, Mollusca, Bivalvia, Myida, Dreissenidae. The record is from RefSeq and is a predicted model, not a curated record.